Messenger RNA from Leptopilina boulardi, 777 nucleotides. RefSeq names its product kinesin-related protein 7-like. The record is from RefSeq and is a predicted model, not a curated record. The transcript is spliced from 7 exons. The coding region runs from base 1 to 777 and encodes 258 amino acids. Lineage: Eukaryota; Metazoa; Arthropoda; Insecta; Hymenoptera; Figitidae.
AUGAUUUUAAAAGAAAAAAGAGAUCCUACGAAGAGGAAAACGCCAAAAUUAGACGAAAAUCUGGAAAGAAUAACACUUCAGAAAAUUUUAUUAGAAAAUGAAGCAGAUAGUUAUGCUGAUUUCUUAAAAAACAUAAACAUUGAUACAGCUAUCAACGAACCAGCUGCAGCUACAAUUCCUGCUGCUGAAAUACUCCAAACAAUUUGGAAAAAACGACGCUACGCAGACGGAAAAAAAACCGCCACUAAAAAAGGGAGGUGCAUUAAAUGCACCGAUCUUAAAAAACAAGUGGAGGAGUUGAAGCAACAGCUGGAAAGGAUCAAUUUAGAAAAAGCUCGACUAGAAGCCGAGAAUACUUUCCUGAAAGAAGAGCGAGAAGCGCGUAAUGCACAAAUUUUAGCCGAGCGCGAGGCGCAACAAAAUAUUCUUUUAGCUGGUUUUAACCAACUAAAAGAAACGGUCGAGGCUCAAAAUGUAGUUGUGCGAAACGAAACUGCAAAUACACGCGCAGACAAUAACUUGUCGAGUGUGCGCAAAAUUGCUGCAGGCUACUGGCCCAAAGACGUUAAUAAAGUCAUUGCGGCAAGGAAGCCCCCUGGUGUGAAAGAGGAAGACUUUCUGCAGAUCAAUACGGAAGAUUAUUUCAAUAUUGAUCAAGAAGGAGAAGAAGAAGAGGUAGAUGAGGUAAAUGAGGUAAAUGAUGAAGAUGAUGAUGAUAAUAGCGAUAAUAAUGGCAAUGAUGAUGAAAAUUACGACGAUGUUUCUGAGGAUUUUUAA